AUGCACUGCCCCUCGUCCACCGCUACACUCACGCCUGCUGUCGCGAGAAGCUCCAACUUACAGCACUACCGCGCCCUGCUGCAAGUCUUGGCUUAUGCUAGUCAACGGGAGCAGACAGCAGAACAAGUGAUCCGCGACGCCAUGGUUGGAGGCGUGGUGGUGCCCUUCAUAGUAACGCACAACACGAAUCCAGCGGCGGUGGCGAUGAGUACAGGAGAUGUGGCGUGCAGCACUCCCCUGGAUGUCUCAAUAAGUGGUGACAGCCUGUCCCGCGAGGAGGUCAGCCUCACCACGCUGCUGCUGCCUUCCUCCAAGUUUAUCGGAACCACAGCAUCGCUUCUUGCGGAUGGCUUCUUCUGCUUUGCUCCGCUUUCCUCGACGGUAGAAAACUCACGAACCACCCCUUAUCAGCAUCGCUCCGAGUGCCAGGUCCGCGACCUCUUCACAUUGAUCAUGCUGCUGUUUCCGGAAUGCUUCGCCGCCGAAAUACCUCCACGUACACUUCUGGCGAUGCGGGACGCGGAGUGGUCGGCCUCGCAGGUGCAGUCGAGCAACCACGCAGAGAGCGAGGUUCAGCACCCGAGUCCUGUUUUGAGGAGAAGCACGCCUACCUCACCCCUGCCGUCCAUACUGCCGCGUGGCCAGUGCACUCCGUCGACGCAGCGCGUCCACACAAGCGUGAGUGAUGGACGGGGUAUCGUAGUGGAUGCAGAGUCGCUGCCGCAUAGUGUGACUGACGUGUCACUUGGUGGUAUCCGAACAGCACCGCUAGAGGGGCUACCACAAUUACUCUCCCCCGUCAAACUUGCCCUCAACGACAUGGGGGCCAGCGACGGGGAGGGCUUGGGAGGUACCACCGCGAACGCCUCUGUGAUGACCAACAUGAUAGCCCUGCCAGUCGUGAACCCAGUGCUGCUCACAGUCGACGUGCUCGACGUUCUCCUGGAAUCGAGACGGUCUUUGGCGGUUGUGUUGCUCUCCCUGAUAAACGAUGCGCUGCGUGAAGUGCAGUACCGACAGCUCGAGCAGUCACACGCAGCAUCACCAAUGACAAAGGUCACGACAGCUGCACGACACCCAUCGUGUGAGGCUGGUGUGUUGCAGUUCUCUGCAGAGGUACUCCUGACGGCGAAGAUGCUGCUCAUGUCUGUGAUCUCUGCGUCCGCAAUGUGGCGGCAGAGAGUCUCCAAGGCAAUGGAAAUCCGUAAAGCAGCGCUUCAAGGCGCUGCGCCUCCCCCGCCGCCUCUGUUAUCUCCGUUUAGCGUGUUGAGUGAACUGCUGGGCGAGAAGACUGAAGGCACAUCACCUUUCUUAACCCUGCCGGUAGAACAGUGGAUCUGGGGCAAGGAGAAGGACGCGCUUGAGCAAUGGAACGACCGGCUUCUUGAUCGACUUCUAAUGGCCACAGAUGCCGCUGGGGUGCGACUUGAUGCGUACUUGAACAGCGCCAAAUCGACUGCAGUGAGUAGCGGACGCAGCGUCUCGUAUUUUCCCACCCUUCUCCUGCACCGGCCGUCUGACGGGCAACCGGCUGUGGAGCUGAGUCUUGCUUCUGUGUCUCGAUUAAGUGACACCGUGCGGCUACCUUCACUACCUAUUCAAGAGGGUGAGCUGCACCUUCUACUGUGCCCAAGUGUCUUGGAAAAUAAGACUGGUAUGUUGCGGGUGCGUGGGUGCGAACUUCUCUUGGAUACAACGGCGUCACCGACUGCGGACUUUUUUCAGGCAUGCGCGUCCUCGGCGUGCAGUGAAGCGCAGCUGCAGCCAUCCGGUGACGCGGUUCCGUGGCUGUUUCGUCGCCGACUCACAGACCUCUCAUCUACUGAGCAGGGCAUCGUUGUCGCUGCGUUGAGUGAUCCUGCGACAAUAUCUGUGGUGUUAGAAAAGAAUGCCGCUAUGCUUGCGCGGCUCACGUUGUGGUGCCGCGACCGCUGGCCGCCGCUAUCAGACGCCUCGGCUGUGCGGCCAAGCACAGCGAACCUGUCAAAUGCCAUUACGAACGAGAACGGUGGUCCGAAAGCGGUGUACUCGAUUGGUGAUCAAGUCGAGCAGCACAUCCUCUUUGAGCGCCCAUUCAGUGCUGCAGUGGGGCGGUAUGUACGAGAGCUGGUCACACUGAGAGGACUGAGUAAAGAUGUGCUUGAGGCGUGGAUGCGGCAUGUAUGCCGAGGUCCUGUUGUUACACCAGGUGCUGCCGUCGACAGCACUGUUCCACCACCGCAUCGUGCCAUGUUCGCAGCUUUGGUGAAGUUUGCAGUGCUGCACAAUCGGUGGCGCCUCAAUCCAGAGGUGGAGGCUCUGGAGAAGGAGUAUGUCAUGUAG
Leishmania braziliensis MHOM/BR/75/M2904 is the source of this 2322-nucleotide messenger RNA. RefSeq lists its product as hypothetical. The record is from RefSeq and is a predicted model, not a curated record. Bases 1 to 2322 code for a protein of 773 amino acids. Lineage: Eukaryota; Euglenozoa; Kinetoplastea; Trypanosomatida; Trypanosomatidae. The transcript has a single exon.